Molecule: messenger RNA, 462 nt
Organism: Paracoccidioides brasiliensis Pb18
Exons: 2
Coding region: 1-462 (153 amino acids)
Source: RefSeq, a predicted model, not a curated record
AUGUCUGGGAAAGGGGAUGGGACCCAAACAAAGAGCCAGCAGCAACGGGGCGGCGUGCUCAAAAGGGGCCAGAGAGCUCUUAUUUCUCUUUAUCAGAAUAGAGAGUCAUCAGCAUCCUCCGGAAGCAUUAUAGUUGGAUUGGCCGCGGGCACUAAGCUCCAGAGCGUCAAGGAGAUCGUCGACAACCUCAGUCCGAAGGAAGGUCGAAAGGAUGUGGGAGACGGCCACAUUGAGCAACAGCCGACGCAGGAAGAAAAUAAGAGUUCCAGCUUGAUCGGAGGACAGAAGAUAAAUCGACAGGCUACGGUAGUCGAGGACAUACCCCUCAUUCUCUGCGGGUGCUCGCGGCACCGUGGGAAAGCUCUCCAGUUGCAUCGAGCGUUAAAACUCACCGUCAUCGUGGGUUUUAUCAGUCGCGAAGGAAACUCUCUUCCUUUGAACGUAUCCAGAAAGGACAGUUAA